Messenger RNA from Alligator sinensis (Chinese alligator), 2446 nucleotides. RefSeq names its product UBX domain protein 11 (gene UBXN11). The transcript is spliced from 15 exons. Gene Ontology annotation, molecular function: ubiquitin binding. Lineage: Eukaryota; Metazoa; Chordata; Crocodylia; Alligatoridae. Gene Ontology annotation, biological process: proteasome-mediated ubiquitin-dependent protein catabolic process. The coding region runs from base 146 to 1606 and encodes 486 amino acids. The record is from RefSeq and is a predicted model, not a curated record.
GCGCCCGCGGACGUCACUGCCGCGCGCAGCGACGCUCCCUGCAGUCACUGCACCGGCACCCUGCUACUCUCCAUCCCAUCCCGCAGCCCGGAGGCAUCACCUCGCCUUCGUUCCCCGGGAUCUAGGGCGGACCGAGUUGUAAGCCAUGACGUCUCCUCUCUCCUCCCUGGGAAAGCAUCGCAGAGUCCCGCUGCAGCUCCAGAGUCCGGGGAAAAAACCUGAGCCAGCUAAACAGAGUGCCUGCAGUGAGGAUGAAGCCGCAUUGCUGAAUGACAUCCUGCCUCCUAGGACAAAUGAUGCCUUGUCAAGUGAAUCCCCUUCCUGUUCAAAGGGAAGAGCAAAAGCAAGCAAACAUGGGGAAGCUCCUACUGACAUGGAACUCAUGUCCACCAUGAUGCAGAAAAUUAUUAAGUUGGAACAAAAAGUUAGGAGCCAAGCCCAAGAACUCCAGCUGAAGGACAGGAAGAUUGCUGAUCUCCAGGGGAAGGUGAAGGUCCUUCAAAAAGGGAAAGAGGACUCCCCUGAGCCAAGCCAAGUGGAGAAGCUGGAGGUGAUGUGCCUUCAGCUGCAGCGUCAAGUCUGGGAAAUGGAGCGAUUUUUGAAUGACUAUGGAUUGAUCUGGGUUGGAGAGAAGAAUGCGGAGCUGGAAGAUUUGGAAUCAUCAGGGAAGGAGGCCAGUUGGCCAUCGAGGGUUUUCUGGAAGCCAGGCGACUCGACUGCCCCAAAACCCCCGAUUGAUUUUGAUCUCAUUUUGGAAAACCUGAAGGAUUUAAAUGUGCUGGCAGGGGAGGGCGUGUCUCAGAUCCAGCACACGGCGGGAGGCGCCAGACUGAGGGAGCCUGAAUCGGUGUCUCUCACUCUCUAUAAGAACGGGAUAGUGAUGUUCAGUGGACCCUUCCGGUCAUACGAGGAGCCAUCCACACAGCAAUGCCUGCGGGAUAUCCUGGAUGGCUACUUCCCCUCCGAGUUACAGGCACGCUACCCGGCUGGCGUGCCAUUCCAGGUCACCGACAAGAGAGACAUUUUCUUCCGGGAUAGGCAGCUUCCAGAGAGCUUCCCUGGCCAGGGCCAGAGAGUUGGGCAUGCAAAGCCAAGUGAAGCCCAGGAGACCAGUGAGAUCCCAGGUCCCAAGCUCUCGCUGGAGCAGUUCCUGAACAAGCUUCCCAGGUCCGUGAUCCGGGAUGGACACGUGAUUGAUGUGCGAGGGUCCAUCAAAGCAACGCUGCAGGGGUCUGAGGGGUCAUGUGCCAGCGACGUGAUCCUGGUGGAAACGCCUGCUCUCACAGCAGCGAAGGAGAGGCUGAAGGCAGGGGACCCGGACCAGCCUCCUGCGUCCAGCAUCUGUACGCUGCGGGUCAGGUCGGAGAGCGGGGAGCAGUCGUACCUUGUGAAGAUGCUGUUCAUGGAGACCAUCGGAGAUCUGCGCCGGCACCUCGCUCAGAGCCGGCACGGCAGCUCCAGCUCAUACGAGAUCGUCAGCACCUUUCCCCCACGUGUGUACGCAGAUGACGCCCUCACCCUGCAGCAGUGCGGCCUCACCCCUGCCGCCUCGCUCCUGCUGCGGGAAAGCAGCCCAGGUGGCCAGGCAAGACAGGGCUGCAGCUAGGCGAGCCCAACCAGGCUGCACUGCCAGGCGCUGUGCUGUCCUCCCCACCCCGCUCCCUUCUCCAGCCGGGCUCAGCUGGCUUUGGCAAGAGGAAGGAGCAGCCUUGUACCACGGGCUAAGUGGCUGCCUCUCCCUGCACAGGUGGGAAGGCUGGGCUGUGUCCUACCUUGGGUUCACUGCUGAGCUACUUCCUGGAAGGGAGGCUGGGUUGUGGAGAGGGACCUCCAGGGGCACAGCCCUGCUGAGAGACCUGGGACAAACCCACGCACUGCCAGCCUAAGAAGCUCACCCUUUGGUACACGAGCGCCUGUCCCAGCCAGCCCGGUACCCGGUGGGAUUCAGAACCGCGUGUCGUCCAGGUACAGCUCUGGUUCCUCGUCACCUCUGCUGCGGGUCACAUGAGCUGUUCACCUUCAGACGAUGCCAUGGCACGGACCCCUGCCUGCGUCAGGGCCCUGCUGGGCCCAUCCUGCAGCCCUCUCAGUGGCAAACAUUUGCCUAGCGAGCAGGAGUGAAAUGCUGCAAGGCCAGCCUGUCUCCCACCCUGCUCAGACCAGUGCCCGAAAUGCUUUGUUCUGGGGUCAGCAGAGUUAAAGCCGGACUGAGCCAAAGCAAGCCAGUGCUGAGCCAAGCCCAGCCCCCUCCAGCAAGAAGGGCCCAGAGCUGUUUCCUGUACACGAGCCCUUCCUUCCUAUAUGGGGCCUAUUAAAGUCACCUCAGUUACCAGGCUGCAGGGCUGAGCCAGGUGCUCACAGCCCUGAGCACUAUCCCCAGCCUCAGGAACCUGGUGACCCAAAACCCUUUCAAUGCAGGCCUGAGCCAGAGCGACGAGCCAGUCCC